Messenger RNA from Symsagittifera roscoffensis, 2688 nucleotides. RefSeq names its product plastin-3-like. Gene Ontology annotation, cellular component: cytoplasm; actin filament; actin filament bundle. The record is from RefSeq and is a predicted model, not a curated record. The transcript has 14 exons. NCBI's taxonomy places the organism in Eukaryota, Metazoa, Xenacoelomorpha, Acoela, Convolutidae. Gene Ontology annotation, molecular function: calcium ion binding; actin filament binding. Gene Ontology annotation, biological process: actin filament network formation; actin filament bundle assembly. The coding region runs from base 33 to 2027 and encodes 664 amino acids.
CUAAUUGUUGUGAUAAACUUAUUAAAUAGAUCAUGUCAAAAGUUCCGGAAACAUGGAGACAAAAUUUGACCGGGUCUGGGGCAGUCGACGAGGAUCAUUUAAAGGAUUUAGAAGAGAAAUUCAAGAUGCUCGAUACUGAUGGAAAUGGUUCUGUCACUAGUACUGAAGUCAGAGAACUUUUCAAGUCAUUAGGAGAGGAUAUUCCGGCCUAUAAGUGUCGGGAGUACAUCCAGGCAUUAGACAAAAAUAAAAAUGGCACAAUUGAAAUGGAAGAGUUUUUGACGUUAUUUGCCAAACAUCAAAUGGAAACUGGCAAAGACAAGACAAGAAAAUUGAGUCAAGCAUUAGAGAAAAAAUCACAAUUAGUCCAAAACCAGGGCAAAGAUGGAGCAGUGCACAGUUAUGCUGAGCCCGAGAAGCGAGCGUUCGCAGAGUGGAUCAAUCAGAGCUUCAAAGACGACCCAAUUUUAUCACAGCCCAAAUAUUUACCAAUUGAUGCAUCAUCUGAACAGCUGUUUCAACGGGUUCACGACGGAAUUAUUCUAAUAAAAGUGAUCAACAAGAAUGCGCCAGACACGAUAGACGAGCGAGUGAUGCACAAGAGUCCGAAGAACGAGUGGCAGAUGAGGGAGAAUCACGAACUGGCUCUCAACUCUGCCUCCUCCAUAGGAUGCUGCAUCGUCAACAUGGGAGCUGCAGACAUGGUAGCCGGAACCCCACAUCUCGUGCUGGGAAUACUCUGGCAAAUCAUCAAGAUUGGUCUGACAAGUAAGAUAAACCUGAACGAGUGUCCUGGUCUGGCUUGUCUGCUGGAAGACGGGGAGACCAUGCAUGAUCUGCAGUCUCUGUCCCCGGAAGAACUGCUGCUCAGAUGGGUCAACUUUCACUUGAGUAAUGCAGGAGUGUUCAAACGCAUCAGGAACUUCAGCGAUGAUAUUAAAGAUUCAGAAGCGUACAUCUGGCUGCUUCAUCAAAUAGCACCUCCAGACCUGGCGGCACAGAUGGUAAACUCACAGGCGGUAUUCACUGGCAAUAAAAAAGCAGUGGCGCAUUCGCCCACUGAAAUUGUGGACGAGACCGAUUUCCACAGACGAGCUGAGAUGACCUUGGACACUGCUGAUGUUCUCAAGUGCAGGGCAUUCAUUGCACCGACGGACAUAGUUGAUGGAAACCCGAAACUGAAUCUGGCAUUUGUAGCCAAUCUGUUCAACAACUACCCAGCCCUGGAUGGAGCCAGGGAACCCAUCGAGAUGGACUCAAUAGUCCAGGAAACCAGAGAGGAGAAAACCUUCCGUAACUGGAUUAACAGUCUGGGCCUGAAGGCGUUCGGAGUGCCCCUCCAUUUUGUCAAUCAUCUGUUCUAUGACGUCACAGACGGACUUGUCAUCCUAGCAAUUGAAGACCAGAUCGCCCCAGGCGUGGUCGAGUGGAAAAACAUCAAGAAACCUCCGAUCAAAAUGGAGAUAUUCAAACGACAGAACUGUCAGUACGCAGUCGGAUAUGCCAAGGGUGACAGACUGAAAUUGAAGACAGUGGGCAUUGGCGGGGACAAUCUGUUCGACCAGAGCGAAGAGGACAAUACCCUGAAGUUGGGUUUGAUUUGGCAGCUUAUGAGGGCCUACACUGGGAAGAUUCUGCUGUCAUUGCAGCAGUCACAGGAGGAUGGAUCCGGAGAUACACAGAAGGAUAUCGACAAGUCAAUCAUUGAGUUCGUGAAUAAUAAGUUGUCGCAGAGUGGUAAGCAGAGCAGUGUGUCCUCCUUCAAGGACUCCUCCAUCUCUACCUCCCUGCCCAUCAUUGACCUCAUAGACGCCAUCAAGCCCAGAGUGGUCGACUACACUCUUGUCAAUCUAGACUGUGCUUCUGACUCCGCGGCUAAGUUCAACAACGCGAAACUUGCUAUCAAUUGGGGCAGGAAAGUGGGAGCCAGAAUCUACGCACUACCCGAUGAUAUUGUGGAGGUCAAACCUAAAAUGGUACUCACUGUCUUUGCAUGUCUCAUGACACGAGCAUUGCAGAACAAGUAGUCUUUAAAAGACACAAGUUUCAGCAGAACUGAGAAUUUGGAAAAGUGUAAUUUAAGGCACCAAUAAUGCAAAAAAUCCGGUCACGAACUCUUCCGGGCACUUUGGAAGUUAAACGCUCCCGCUCUUGAAAGUUAUGGCAUAACUCAAAUGAAACGAAAAUAUUGUAAAUCUAAAUUGUACUGAAUUUUGUAAAGUUGGCUGAAAUAUUUUGUAAAUUGCGUAUAAACGUAUUGUCAUGUCGAAAAAUGGUUUUCGUCAUAUAACUGUGCUGCUAAAUCAUUCCCGAGAAUCAAUUAUCAUUCCUUUUUGAAAUAAUUUUGCAAAUAUUUUGUUUAAGCUUGCCUUGCCAAUGGGUUUAAGUGUGCUGCUGCUGCGUUAAAUUGACGCUCGUUCUCUGUAUGUACAAAAAAUAGCUGUGAUUUAAUUAGUAGCUUAUCAAAUUUAGUGCGCUUAGUUUCCUCCCUUAAUGAUGAUGGUCCUGUUCUACCCUAUGAGUGAUUUUAUUAAAUCAGUGAUGUAAUUUUGCAACUAGACGUCUAUUUUGUCUAUUAUCGGUCUCACCAAUUCAAAUUUGAAUUUCCCGUAUUUGAUCACAAAAAUUGCUUCAAGUGAGUUUUCUGACUAUAAAUACAAACUCAAAGUUCAAGUAUUCAUCAUUGAA